AACCAAAAGAAAACAAAAAUUCGUCCCGCUGGUUUGUCGAUUUGACAGUUGCUCCGGUAACGUAUUAAAGGCAAUAAAAACUUGUUGGAUCAAUUGGUAUCUCAGACUGUAAAAAGAAAUAGUAUUAAAUCAGUCGACAAGCGAAAAAUGGGGCGCAAAGUUGUCGUGGCCGUUUGCUGCCUGAAUCAGUGGGCUUUAGAUUUCGACGGUAAUUUGUCGCGCAUCAUUGCCAGCAUCCAGGAAGCAAAAGUGCAAGGCGCUAGUUACCGCACCGGACCCGAGUUGGAAGUCACCGGAUAUAGCUGCGAAGAUCAUUUUUAUGAAGCCGAUACUCUUCUUCACAGCUGGGAGGUUUUGGCUGAACUAUUGGCCAGUCCGGUUUGCAAAAAUAUUCUAGUUGAUGUUGGCAUGCCAGUGAUGCACAAGAGUGUCACUUACAAUUGCAGAGUCUCUUUUUUCAAUGGGAAACUCUUGCUUAUUCGCCCCAAAUUGAGAUUAUGUGAUGAUGGCAACUACAGAGAGUCAAGAUGGUUUACAGCGUGGACCAAAGUUUUCCAAACAGAAGAUUACAUACUUCCAGAGUUUAUAAGAGAGCUUACAGGGCAGAAAUCAGUAGUUUUUGGUGAUGCAGUAUUGGAAACAUUAGAUACCACAAUAGGCUAUGAGAUUUGUGAGGAAUUGUGGAACCCCUACAGUACUCACAUUUCUCUUGGAUUGGACGGCAUUGAGUUUAUCGUCAACGGUUCGGGUUCCUACUUUGAGUUGCGCAAGGCCAACGUAGCGGUCGAUCUUGUUUUGGGGGCCACGAGAAAGUCCGGCGGUUGCUACUUAUUCUCGAAUUUAAGAGGCUGCGAUGGACAGCGUAUCAUGUUUAAUGGCGGGUCGUGUAUCGCACUUAACGGACAAACUAUCGCAAGAACUCGUCAAUUCUCAUUAGAAGAAGUGGAAGUUGCUGUUGCCACCGUCGACUUGGAUGACAUAAAAACUUACCGCAAUUUAGUCCGUUCUCGGAAUACUGCCGCUGCACAGAAUCCGUCCUAUCGCCGUAUCCCGGUCGAUUUCAGCCUUAGUGAGUCUUCCUGCUACGCAAUGAGAGCUUCAACUACCCCAUUCAAAUGGCAGUACCACAGUCCAGAAGAGGAGAUUGCUUACGGUCCAGCUGGCUGGCUCUGGGACUAUCUGAGACGGUCUGGUCAAGGUGGAUUUUUCUUGCCCCUAAGCGGAGGCGUCGAUUCAAGUUCCUCAGCAGUAUUAGUCUACUCCAUGUGUCGAAUGGUAGUAACGUCUGUGCAGAAUGGCGAUAGUCACGUCAUUGACGAUGUUCGGCGUAUCGUCGGCGAUCCUAGCUACAUCCCGGACGAUCCACGUGAAUUGUGCAAUCGAAUAUUCAUUACCUGUUAUAUGGGCAGUGCGAAUUCAUCGGCAGAAACACGGCAACGAGCCAAAGAUUUGUCUGAUCAGCUUGGCAGUUAUCAUCUGACGCUGGCCAUCGACGCUGUAGUAUCAGCCGCCCUCAACAUUUUCACCGUUGUCACGGGGUUGGUACCAAAGUUCAGGGUUGAUGGCGGUAGUCUGCGGGAGAAUCUAGCAUUGCAGAACGUCCAGGCGCGAAUGCGGAUGGUGUUGAGCUACUUGCUUGCUCAGCUAAUGCUGUGGGCUCGCGGAAGAUCUGGCGGUUUGUUGGUUCUCGGCUCUGCCAAUGUUGACGAAUCCCUGCGCGGUUACCUCACCAAGUACGAUUGCUCCAGCGCCGACGUCAACCCUAUCGGUGGCAUUUCAAAAGCGGAUUUGAAACGUUUCUUGGCAUACGCACGCCUCGAAUAUGGUUUUACGUCGUUGGAUGGUAUUCUAGCAGCUCCUCCGACUGCCGAAUUAGAACCUUUACAAGAAGGCCGCUUAGUGCAAACGGAUGAAGAAGACAUGGGUUUAACUUACAACGAGCUGGGCGACUUGGGUCGACUUCGCAAACAGGCCGCCUGUGGACCGUACACCACAUUCUGCCGGCUAAUUCAUAGCUGGAGAGGGGCGCAUACACCAGCUGAAAUCGCACACAAAGUCAAACAUUUUUACCGCUGUUACGCCAUUAACCGACAUAAGAUGACGGUGAUAACGCCUUCCGUUCACGCCGAAACCUACAGUCCUGAUGACAACCGAUUCGACCAUAGGCCGUUCCUGUAUAACGCAAAAUGGGGUUGGCAGUUUCGCGCUAUUGACGCUCAUUUGGAGCACGUCAACAAGAUGGUCGACACCGACGAUCGGAAACUCGAUAAUGCGCAUAUGCAAUCAGGUCGACGGAGCUCCGGCGUGGCCGUCUAAAGUUAAUUUAGUAAAAUAAAAAAAUAUGCCUUUAGAUUAGAUUGAGAGUUUCGCAUAACACAGGCUCAAUACAGCCGUCCACGUAUGUAAUUAAGAAAGGCCGUAAUAAUACCGUCAGACAAUACACACAGACACAUCA
Molecule: messenger RNA, 2455 nt
Organism: Daphnia carinata
Lineage: Eukaryota; Metazoa; Arthropoda; Branchiopoda; Diplostraca; Daphniidae
Gene: Nadsyn
Product: glutamine-dependent NAD(+) synthetase-like
Exons: 11
Coding region: 148-2316 (722 amino acids)
Biological process (GO): NAD+ biosynthetic process
Cellular component (GO): cytoplasm
Molecular function (GO): ATP binding; glutaminase activity; NAD+ synthase (glutamine-hydrolyzing) activity
Source: RefSeq, a predicted model, not a curated record